This is a messenger RNA of Pyrgilauda ruficollis (rufous-necked snowfinch), 2592 nucleotides long. RefSeq names its product zinc finger and SCAN domain-containing protein 2-like. NCBI's taxonomy places the organism in Eukaryota, Metazoa, Chordata, Aves, Passeriformes, Passeridae. Gene Ontology annotation, biological process: negative regulation of transcription by RNA polymerase II. The coding region runs from base 595 to 1983 and encodes 462 amino acids. The transcript is spliced from 3 exons. Gene Ontology annotation, molecular function: DNA-binding transcription repressor activity, RNA polymerase II-specific. The record is from RefSeq and is a predicted model, not a curated record.
CUUUGCUUCGGCCCCGCCCCCAGCCGGCUGCAGCCGCGUCCCGGCGCUGUUUGCUCCCAGUUCCCUCCCAGCGCUCCCAGUAAGAGCGGGACUGGCAGGGAGGGCGCUCCCAAUUCCUGCCCGGUGCUCUCACCAUCGCUCAUAGCGCUCCCAGCAAGAGAGGACUGGCAGGGAGAGCGCUCCCCAUUCCUGCCCGGUGCUCUCACCAUCGCUCCCAGUAAGAGCGGAACUGGCAGGGAGAGCGCUCCCAGUUCCUGCCCGCUGCUCUCACCAUCGCUCCCAGCGCUCCCAGUGUCGCUCCCAGAGCCGGGCGGGGCGGGGCCGCUUUGGAACCCCCCGGGCAGAGCGCGGCUGCUUUUGGGUGUCGGCACCGCCCGGGCCGGGCUGGGAGCGGAGCAGGAGCUGCAGGGAGAGGAGGGAGAGAGGAAAAUAAAAAGGAAAGGGAAGGAGAGGAUCGAGAGGAAAAGGAGCAGGACGAGGAGGGAAAAGGAGGAGCGGGAGAGGAGCAGCAGUAGCAGCACCACGCGGCUGCCCCGGUUCCGCCGGCAUCGCCCCCCGGCGCCGCAGGAUUUCCCAUUCCCAAACUUCGGCCCGAUGGAGGAGGAGAACGAGGCUGCGAGGAGGAGGAAGAUGCCCCGGGACACUGAGGCAGACAAGGAGCUGAGGAUGGAGAGCAGGGAGGACAAAUCCCCAAAGCAGAACCUCGUGGAAGAGGCCGUUUUGAGCGGCUGCACAGCACAGGAAUCCAAUGGGGAGGAAAAGCCCUGGAGAUCCCACAGGAGGAGGGGCUGCAAACAUGGAUCACGGGGAUCCGAGGAGGAAAGACCCACCCUGUGCCAGGGAGGCGGCUGGAGCUCAGAGCUGGGGGUCCCUGAGCAGCUUCACAAUAGGCAGAAGCUCUACAAGUGCUCCAAAUGUGGGAAGAGCUUCAGAAAGAGAUCCUACCUGAUCAAUCAUUUUAGAAUGCACACUGGGGAACGGCCCUACGAGUGCGGGCAAUGUGGAAAGAGCUUCAGAUGGAGCUCCCACCUGAACUCCCACAUGGGAAUCCACACUGGAGAAAGGCCCUAUGAGUGUGGGGAGUGUGGGAAGAGCUUCAGCCAGAACUCCAACCUGAUCCGCCACCAGCGCAUCCACAUUGGGGAGAGGCCCUACGAAUGUCCUGAGUGCGGGAAGAGCUUCACAGCCAGAUCCAACCUAACUGUCCACCAGAGGAGCCACACCGGGGAAAGGCCCUACAAGUGUGACAAAUGCAGCAGGAGGUUUCAGAUCAGCUCCAAUCUCCUCCAGCACCAGCGCACGCACACAGAGGAGAGGCCCUUCCGCUGCCCUGACUGCAGGCAGGGCUUCAGGGACAAGUACAGCCUCCUCAGGCACCAGCACAUCCACACCGGGGAGAAGCCCUAUGAGUGUCCCAAGUGUGGGAAGAGCUUCAGUUUGAGGUCCAACCUGAUAAUCCACCAGAGCAGCCACACGAAGGAACGACCCUACGAGUGUGGGGAGUGCGGGAAGAGCUUCGCCUACAACUCCAGCCUGAUCCGCCACCAGAAGAUUCACACAGGGGAGAAGCCCUACGAGUGUGAUAAAUGCAGGAAAAGGUUUCAGACCAGCUCCAGUCUCCUCCUGCACCAGCGCACACACACAGAGGAGAGGCCCUUCCGCUGCCCCGACUGCAGGAAGGGCUUCAGGCACAACUCCACCCUCGUGAGGCACCAGCGCAUCCACACCGGGGAGAGUCCCUACGAGUGUCCCCAGUGUGGGAAGAGCUUCAAGACGAGCUAUGAACUGACUGCCCACCAGAGGAGCCACACAGGGGAACGGCCCUACGAGUGUGGGGAGUGUGGGAAGACCUUCAGCCAGAGCUCAAACCUGACUGCCCACCAGAGGAUCCACACCAGGGAGAGGCCCUAUGAGUGUCCCCAGUGUGGGAAGAGCUUCUCACAGAGGUCAGCCUUGACCCAACACCAACGCAGCCAGCACUGAGGGAAGCUGUGGGAGUGCCCCGAGUGCGGGAGCAGCUUUGUGUGCUGCUCCAGCUCCCCAACUCCAUCCCCCACGGGAGGAUCCGCGCUGGAUGAUCCCCAGUGACCCCCGGUGCUGGGGCAGAGCCCCAGUGAUCUGUGGUGCUGGUGAUCCAUGUUUGGAAGACACCUGGCUGGGGGCUCCACAUCCUCCUGGCUCCCUGUGGACACCUGGACACAUCCACUGACCAACAUCAGAAAUCCAUUGUGGAGAGCAGAUUUGUCAACUUCUGACCCCAGAAAAAUCUCACUUUUUGCAUCUUUUGAUCGCAUCAAGUAACACUGGAUGGCCUUGGAGGUCUUCUCCAACAUAAAUCCAUCCUUUUAAUUCUCUCUGGCCCAUGGGAAUUUUCCACAGCCAAAUGGGGUUGGAUUGGGGCAAAACCCAUGGUUCUGGAGACAGUGGGGUAGAAACCCCUCCAAAAAAAGUUCUCUCCAUCCACCCAAGCAUGUGGAUGCUCUGCUGGCAGGGACACAUAAAUCCUUUUGUUUUGGCCUUCAAACACAAAGGUUUCUGUUCAUACCUUUGAAAGCCCUGAAACUGGGGUAAAAAUAAAGACAUGGAACUAUG